CCGUUGACUCUUGGUUUACGGGGCUCCCAUAAGGCAACCGGACACUGAGCCACCCAGCCACUCUCCAGGCAGCGCGCCGGCUCGCUCAUCACGUGUUCCUAUGUUGCCCUCAGGAUGACGUCAUCCAACGCGACAGCUACUGUAGCCAUGCUGCCACUGUCUCGCUUUGUGAAACGCUACGGAUGCAAGCCUGUUGCUGAGUGAGAGAAGUGUAAACGAGUUCAGAAACAAUCCCAUCGCUAAGAGGCAGACGGCAAGUGCUGUGGAUUUUGGGGAUGCACUUUAUGGAUGUAGAAAAAGCAAAAGCUGCUGUUUACUGGAGCAUGUCAAUGGAUGUGAAACGGGACACCUGUGAUAUGGACGCAAAUAUCAUGGAGAAAACUGUAACUAUUAAGGAGAAGGACUGUGAGUGGGAGUCCAUCUACCUUAAACAGGAAAGUCUGAACAUCAAGGAGGAGGACAGUGAACUGCAGCCAGUGGCCAUUAAAGAUGAACCUGAAGAGAAGUCUGUCAGUAUUGAGACACAUAACCAUACAAAUAUGGACAUUGUAAAAGAAGACAACCUUCAAGAUGGAGUGGUGACCAGGUUAGACUCUUCUCAUAGCAAACACUGUUCAUCUCCAGAGCCUUCUAUCAAUGUGAAGUCUGAAUCAUUAGAGUCUGAACCAAAGAGGGCUGUGGAAACUACAUCUGUUAGAGCUCAGAAAAAUAAGCGACCACCUUCAAAGAAGUCUGGAAAAAGAAAGAAAGAUCACUGCAGUGUGGAAUGUGGCAGAGAAUUCUCUAACAGGACUGCUCUUCAGCAACACACAAGAGUUCACACCGGAGAGAAGCUGUAUUGCUGUAAUGAAUGUGGUAAACAGUUUUCACGUAUAAGAAGUCUUCACAGACACAGAAGAGUUCACACCGGAGAAAAGCCAUAUUGCUGUAAUCAAUGUGGUAAACAGUUUUCACGAAGAAGAGCUCUUCAGAGACACAGAAGAGUUCACACUGGAGAAAAGCCAUAUUGCUGUAAUGAAUGUGGCAAACAGUUUUCAGAUAUGGGCAGUCUACAGCAACACAGAAGAGUUCACAGCGGAGAGAAGCCAUAUUGUUGUAAUGAAUGUGGCAAACAGUUUUCAGAGACGGGCAGUCUUCAGAAGCACACAAGAGUGCACACUGGAGAAAAGCCAUAUUGCUGUAAUCAAUGUGGAAAACAGUUUUCAGAGAUAGGCAGUCUACACAAACACACAAGAGUUCACACCAGAGAGAAGCAAUAUUGCUGUAAUGAAUGUGGCAAACAGUUUUCAGAGAUGGGCAGUCUACAUCAACACAGAAGAGUUCAUACUGGAGAGAAGCCAUAUUGUUGUAAUGAAUGUGGUAAACAGUUUUCACAAAUAGGCCAUCUACAGAAACAACCACAUUUAUUUAUAUAG
This is a messenger RNA of Polypterus senegalus (gray bichir), 1415 nucleotides long. RefSeq names its product zinc finger protein 501-like. Gene Ontology annotation, cellular component: nucleus. Bases 276 to 1415 code for a protein of 379 amino acids. Lineage: Eukaryota; Metazoa; Chordata; Cladistia; Polypteriformes; Polypteridae. The record is from RefSeq and is a predicted model, not a curated record. The transcript has 3 exons.